Molecule: messenger RNA, 1780 nt
Organism: Pseudophryne corroboree (corroboree frog)
Lineage: Eukaryota; Metazoa; Chordata; Amphibia; Anura; Myobatrachidae
Product: calcium/calmodulin-dependent protein kinase type IV-like
Exons: 13
Coding region: 357-1457 (366 amino acids)
Biological process (GO): protein phosphorylation
Molecular function (GO): ATP binding; calmodulin binding; calcium/calmodulin-dependent protein kinase activity
Source: RefSeq, a predicted model, not a curated record
AGGGAGGAGCACUGUAAGGGUGUGUAGUGAUGGAGAUGUGCUAUUUUGUGUUCAAUUGAUGACAAUGGUAUCUCUGGGCAAUCAGUAACAAGUGGACAAGAAAGAAAAGAAAAAGAACUACAAAAUGACAAUAUAUUUAUGAAAGAAAAAUAGGUUCUGGAACUAUAAAAAAGAAAAUGUGCAGCGGAUGCUCCCAGCACUGAAUGGAUGAACUGUUGUGAAGUAACAAAGGAGAACUACAGUUGUUAGCCUUGCAUCAUACACCUCGGACAUUUAUCUGCCUUAAGAAAUGAACUGAGCAGAAGCAAGUUGGAUGUUUCUUGCAGUCACUGAAAUAUUUGAAACUAUAUAUAAAGAUGCCAUCCUACAGACCAGAGGAUAUGUACUGGAUAGAAGGAUCUCAGCGAGAAAAUGGAUUGGAACAUUUCUACGCACUGGGACAGGAACUUGGAAGGGGAGCCACUUCUACUGUUUUCAAAUGUGAAGAAAAGGGAACACGAAAAACUUAUGCGGCAAAAAUAAUGAGAAAAACAAUUGACAGAAAAAUUGUUAGAACUGAAAUCGGAGUGCUGCUACGUCUGUCACACCCUAACAUUAUUAAACUUAAAGAUAUCUUUGAGACCCCCACCGAUAUUGUGCUGAUUCUAGAGCUGGUAACAGGAGGAGAACUGUUCGACAGGAUAGUAGAGCGUGGAUAUUACAGUGAACAAGAUGCAGCCUGUGUUGUACAGCAGAUCUUGGAAGCAGUUGCUUAUCUACAUGCGAAUGGGAUCGUUCACCGUGACUUGAAACCGGAGAACCUCCUCUAUGCAGACAUGUCUCCAAAUUCCGUUCUUAAAAUUGCGGACUUUGGCCUAUCCAAAAUUAUUGAUGACCAGGUAGCCAUGAAGACUGUAUGUGGAACACCAGGCUACUGUGCACCAGAAAUUCUUCAUGUUUCCCCUUACGGUCCAGAAGUUGAUAUGUGGUCUGUUGGAGUCAUUACAUACAUCCUCUUAUGUGGGUUUGAACCAUUCUAUGAUGCAAGGGGUGAUCAGUACAUGUACAGCAGGAUCCUGAAUUGUGACUUUGAGUUCAUUUCCCCCUGGUGGGAUGACAUCUCAUUGAAUGCCAAGGACUUGAUUAAGAAACUGAUUGUUUUGGAUCCACAGAAGAGAUUAACAGUGUCUCAGGCUUUGCAGCAUCCAUGGGUCACAGGAAGAGCUGCUAAAUUUUCCCAUAUGGACCGCACACAAAAGAAACUGCAGGAAUUCAAUGCUAGACGUAAGCUUAAGGCUGCUAUGAAAGCUGUUGUAGCUUCAAGUCGUUUAGGAAAUUACAAUCAUACUGAAAACUCAAGAGCUGUGCAAAACUUGGAAGAUGCCCAAAGAUGUGAUAUUCCAGAUGCUGAGUCUGGAGGUUCCUCUUUACAUAAUGACUGUCAGAGUAGCUUGAUGGACCCUUAUGUGAACAUUUGAAGCAGGAGAAUCAACUGAGCUCACAGGGAUAACCUAUUCCGCCCAGGGUAAUCCUACGCAGUGCACCCAAGAUGGCUGCCUCACCUGGUAUCUUGUGAGGGUGGGAUACACAACCCACAGAAGUUAUUACCCAAAAUGCCUACACCAACUCUGCAUUGUGCUUAUUUUGCGCUCUACAUUUUCUUUUUUAUGCCUGUGUGGCUUGUCUAUUGCUGUGUUACUUAAAUCUUCUGUAUUAUGUGCAUUGAUUUUGAUGUCUGUAGAGCGCCUUGAGUCCUGUUGGUGAAAGAGUGCUAUAUAAAUAAAAUGAUUUAUUAUUAUUA